GUGAGCCCGGACACGACAAAGCAACGGGGUAAAUAGCUUCUUAACAAAUGACACUGCACUGCUAUGAGGAGGCGGUAGACAAACAACCACCCAGAGUGUAUUAUAGCCAUAGACGGAGCCCUAAAGCCAACUAGAUCCCUCUGCUUCGUCUUCUUUCCUGAGACUCUCUAUUAUAGCUACAAGAUUUCGCUAUAGGAGUAUACACAAAACUAGGAAAAUGGCAUUAUUUACAGCCGCAUCCACGACACGGUUUUCCUCUACAAAGCAGCAGUCUGUCCACUUCAACAGCAUUGACGGUCCCAUCCCCACUCAUAGCACGAGGGCAAAUUUCCCACAAAAAAGAGCAAUUGCUAUGUCUACGAAUCUCGCUGUUAAGGCUUCCUUCACCAAGGGAGGUACUGGAGUCUUGGAACGCCCCACUUUUGAUCAAUCCCAGUUUGACCCUUCUUCUCAAGCUCUCGAAGGAGGGGAUAUCGGACGACUAAGUGAUAAGAGAGGUGUUGGGAGUGGAGAUAGCUAUAGAGUCUUGCUAAUUGACGAUGUUCGUCAUUCUGAAAGGUUAGUUGCAAAGGUAUUACCUCAAGCUGUUCCAUCAGUUACACCUGAUGAUGCUAGAAAACUAUUUCACGAGUCACGAGAAAAUGGCGUAGCAGUUGUUAUAGUCACAGUUAAGGAACAUGCUGAGUUUUACUCCCAGAUGAUGGUUCGCGGUGGAUUACGAUCAAUCAUUGAGCCAGAGUCGAAUUAUGUGUAAAGUUGUCAGCUAUAAACCAUUAUAUGCGAAGAUGAAAGUUAAGGUCAAGGGAAUUUUGGAAAUUACAUAGUUUUUCCUUUCCUCUUUCCAGAAAAAAGGAAGAAGAAAAAUAAAAAGGCUUAAAAAAAUAGAGAAGAGGGAAGGAGAUUCAGACACCAAGGAUAUGUACUAGUGGUUCUUUAGAAGAGCUUAAUUAUAUACUGUCUUCAAAACAUGAACCAAUAGUUAAAUCACGAGCAUGGUGACUUAUGUGAUCAA
Messenger RNA from Populus nigra (black poplar), 1012 nucleotides. RefSeq names its product ATP-dependent Clp protease adapter protein CLPS2, chloroplastic-like. The transcript has 4 exons. NCBI's taxonomy places the organism in Eukaryota, Viridiplantae, Streptophyta, Magnoliopsida, Malpighiales, Salicaceae. The record is from RefSeq and is a predicted model, not a curated record. Gene Ontology annotation, biological process: proteolysis. The coding region runs from base 218 to 754 and encodes 178 amino acids.